Messenger RNA from Cucumis melo (muskmelon), 1658 nucleotides. RefSeq lists its product as uncharacterized. The record is from RefSeq and is a predicted model, not a curated record. The coding region runs from base 771 to 1361 and encodes 196 amino acids. Lineage: Eukaryota; Viridiplantae; Streptophyta; Magnoliopsida; Cucurbitales; Cucurbitaceae. The transcript is spliced from 2 exons.
AAUUGUAUUGUAAUAUAGAUGGAAAUUUUGAAGUGCUUAAAAUCCAUGGUGGCCAAAACUUGUCUCACAUAUCUCAAUGCAGCAAGACAGAAGCAAAUUAAGUGCUUUUACUACACUGGCUCCUCCUUCAAGGCUAGCUUCAGAGAUUGAAAAAAGCAAUGGAAAAAAAUAGAUUACUGAGGUUUUUUCUGAUUGUAAACUAGGAAUGAGAUGGGCUGUGCUGUGACUUAAGAGGAUAAGGUUACGGAAAUCAGUGAGGUUUUGGUCAGACUUUUACUCAUCGUUCCCCAUCCUCUUUCCCAAUCAAAACCCACCCUUUUUUAUUCUAAACAUACAGCAACAACUUCCCUUCAUCGUCUGUUUCUUGUUCGAGUUUCUUUUCAAAUCAACCCCAUCUUACAAUUCAAGGGGGAAAAAAGAAGAAAAAAUAGUGCUUUAAACCUUUAACUCAGAUUCUGUUCAAAUCCCAUCGUUUUCUCUCUUAAUUAUUUCUGCUUUUUGAUAGGCCAUGAAAGUACAAUUCAUCUGUUUUUUGUUAUCUUUUUUGCCAUUUAUGAACCUGGACUGAGUCCCUUGAAAUUUGUGAUUUUGGGAUUUCUUUUUUCUUUUUUUUUUUUUCCCUUUUUUUUUUCCAUUUCUUCUCUAGUUUGUCACGGUUACUUUUGGGAUUCUGCACCUCUCUCUGGAUCUUACUUAUUUUCAGAAAAACAAUUCUGAUAAAAAACAGUGAGAAAGCUUAGUUUCUUUUGAAGAGUGCUCUAACAGGAAGAAUGGCAGGUUCCAACACCAGUUGGAGUAAUGGGUUUCAUGGAAAAUCAAUCAAAGAUGAAGACUUUGAUGAAGAAGACGCAUGGGGUGAAUUUGUCAGUGAAAGAAAAGAAAAAGAAGCUUUGAUUCCAAUGUCGACAAAAUUAAACCACUUCAAAUCAUCAAGCUCUUCUUCUUCUUCUUCUUCUUCUUCUUCUGCUUCUGCUUGGCGCAUGCAGAUCAGCUCUGUUCCUAAAAUGAUACCAAAAGCCAAAACAACAGCAAAUCAAGAACCCAAAACUGUGAAGAGAUCCUCAGCUCCUUUGGAUAUACCAGAUUGGUCAAAGAUAUAUGGAAGAAAUGGGAAUAUGGGUUCAUGGAUAAAUGAUGAAUAUGGCUUGGUUAAUGAUGCUGCUGCACGUAAUGGUUUUGUCAAUGAUGAUGAUGAAGAAGAGGAUGUUAUGGUUCCUCCACAUGAAUGGAUUGCUAGGAAGCUUGCAAGGACUCAAAUUUCAUCUUUUUCAGUGUGUGAAGGGAUUGGAAGAACAUUGAAAGGAAGAGAUCUAAGUAAAUUGAGAAAUGCCAUUUUGACUAAAACUGGUUUUUUGGAGUGAUUCAAGAAAAAUCAUGAUAACAAAAAAAAAAAAAAAAAAAACCCUCUUUCUUUUUUUUUUUCUUCCCUUUUUGUUGAAGUAAAAUGUUAUGUGAGUUAAGAUUAUGGAUGAAAAGUAGGAGACGAAAUAUCAGGAGAGAUUUGAGAACUGUUUGUCUGAGUGUGUGUGUGUGAGUGUUUUUGUUUAUGCUUUUUGGGUCAGCAUGAUCUGACAUUUUGGUUGUUGCAUUUGAGUUUUGGGUAAUUGAAUUCCAGUUUGGUAAUAAAAACAAAAUGGUAUAAGAUAAUAUAUUUCCAA